AAUUUCUCAGAAUCAGAAGGAAGAAAAAAGAAGGAAGAAGAUCGGAGAUGGCAUCGAAUGCGGCGGUUCCGUUUUGGAGAGCGGCGGGGAUGACAUAUAUAUCGUAUUCAAACAUCUGUGCGAAUAUCGUGAGGAAUUGUCUCAAGGAGCCACACAAAGCUGAAGCCCUAACUCGCGAGAAGGUUCACUUCUCUCUUUCCAAAUGGGCUGAUGGGAAGCCCCAGAAACCUGUUUUGCGGUCAGACACACCUGAAGUUUGAGAUUGAGUUUGAGCUGAUGUCCUUAAAGGAAUUCAAAAGAAACUGUGUUACCAAGAUUUGUUUUCUUUUUAUUGUCAGCAAUGGAGCUUGAGUGAGAAACUCAUUUCCAAUCAUAAUAAUGACAUUGAUACUACUUGUGUAUCUGUUUUCUUGUUUUGCAUCUACUCUGUUUCAAUUUUUGCAUGCAAAUAAUCAAAGUGCCUUUGAGGU
This is a messenger RNA of Arabidopsis arenosa, 470 nucleotides long. The record is from the annotation of a GenBank genome assembly. NCBI's taxonomy places the organism in Eukaryota, Viridiplantae, Streptophyta, Magnoliopsida, Brassicales, Brassicaceae.